This is a messenger RNA of Uloborus diversus, 879 nucleotides long. RefSeq names its product multiple epidermal growth factor-like domains protein 11. Lineage: Eukaryota; Metazoa; Arthropoda; Arachnida; Araneae; Uloboridae. The transcript is spliced from 7 exons. The record is from RefSeq and is a predicted model, not a curated record. The coding region runs from base 1 to 879 and encodes 292 amino acids.
AUGAGAUAUAGAGUAGUGUUGUUGCUAUGGAUGACGUGUUGCCUAUUUGGUAUAGGUGUACUGCGUGCAGAGUUGUCUGGACCCAACGUCUGUACUCAAGUGGAAAGGAUAAUAUAUCAUGUAGCCUCCAAGCAUGAGCUGAGGGAAAUCACAGUAGUUCAUAAAUUUUGCUGUGAGGGUUAUGAAAAAUCUGGAGACAGCUGCGUUCGCUACAUUGGAAAUUUUUGUGAAGAGGAAUGCCCUUCUGGGACUUACGGCCAAAACUGCUCAGAGACUUGUUUGUGUGAACAUGGCUCUUGCGAUGAUGUCAGUGGUCAAUGCGAAUGUUUUCCUGGCUAUACUGGAAUAUUCUGCAAUGUUUCAUGUCCGCAGAACAUGUACGUUGUCUACCGAUGCAACUGUAGUAAUGAUGCAACCUGUGAUCCGGUAAACGGGAUGUGCAUUUGUGGACCUGGAUAUGUAGGACCUCAGUGUGAAGAAGUUUGUCCACCUGGAUCGUAUGGGGCAGACUGUGCUAAGAAAUGCUUAUGUCAGAAUGAUGCUGAUUGUUUGCACACAGACGGAACGUGUGUUUGUCCUCCCGGUGUGAAAACAUCUGCAAGUUUGGAACGUAUGGCGAAAAUUGCACCAAGGAAUGUCAAUGCCAAAAUGGCGCUUAUUGCUCGCCUCAAACAGGCCAAUGCUUUUGUUCUCCAGGUUUUUUUGGAGAUUUUUGCGAAGAUUCAUGUCCACCAGGCUUUUUUGGACCGAAAUGCAUUACCCCUUGCGCUUGCAAGCAUUACUCCAGCUGUGACGCUGGAACUGGGGAGUGUAAAUGCCUUCCUGGUUACACAGGACCCCAUUGCGAUAGACUCUGCGCUAGUAUGUCUUAUGGAUUAG